UCCUACCUUGCACAUUGCUCAUGCCUCGGACCAUGUUGCAAACAGCCGAAUCACAUUCCCUUUUAUUCGUCCUCGAGGCUCCUUUACGAGCUUCACGCUCUCACUUUUACACAAUAUUCAACGGUAAGUUUAGACUGAUUGAUCUUUACACAGAAGCGAUCGACGAACCUCAGUAUGGCUAGGGUUCUACCCUGCAUCAUCACGACGACAUCGAAGCCUAUUCGUCAAUGGAAAAGCUCAUUCCGAUGCUGACCGAUGAACGCAUUACGAGUAGGGCUUUCCCACACAGUGCAAUACCUUCCGUGAUCCUGGACAUUGGCCGAAGCCAUGCGGAGACUUCCUGCCUUCGGAGCGUACUUCCAGUGCUGAUGGCCAAACUCGUGUAAGAAGCACGUCCUUGCAUCUACGGAACCAUUUGCCUCGCUGCUUGACCGGCAAUAUAAGGUCUUCACCUGUAGUAUGCCAUUUCUCUAGGUUGCUCAUGCUCACAAUGCUCUCAUCGCUGGGAUUUGACAUGAAAAGCGCUGGGCGCACAGCUAGCCGUAACGGUUCGAAGUAUGUACUAGAGGUACCUCGAGGAUUCUCUGUACAUGUUCUCAAGAACCCGGCGCCGCCGCCUGCUGUAAUCCCUGCCAAACUCGAAUAUAGCGAGAGCCAGAACCGCUCUGUUCCUGGCGCAGUAUGGACGAAACCCUCGUCCUACCCUUCUCGCCAGGAUACUGACCGGAAAGCAACACCUCCCGACUCCCGCCAGCUUUCCGUGUAUGCACCUCCUUUCGAGCCCAAACGUUCAAAAUCUCACAGGCCCUAUCAAAUCUAUCCAAGCUCUGUCAAUGACACUUAUAUCUAUGAACGAUCCGUUUCAUCAGCGUCCGAUCUCCUAGCUAGCCCAGCUUCGACAUCAAGCUCGGAUUCGGACUUCAGCGAAGAUCAUGCCAUGUCUCUAUCAUUGGAAGUUUCGUCUACUCGUGCUAGCAGUAGCACAGAGACCUUGGAAACGACGGCGUUGAUCGAACAAAAUUCGAGACAGCCAUUCUUGUCCGUCUCUCCCCCUGCCACGCAGCCUGUAGCGUUCACGACGCGUUCUUCUCCUCCAGGUCCUGCAGGUGUGAUAUCGUCGAGGAAUCACACGUCAAGGCCUGUUGUUCCUUUUCCUUCGGUUGCUGUGGCCUCGGACGACGAUAGCGACACCGUUGUUUCCGAGGGCGACCAAGAGAAUGCUGCUAGACCCUACCUGGCCCAGUCAGGCGGAGUCACUGCGACAAGUAUUGGUGCCUCCCUUCCUCUAUCGACCCCAAUUCGUCGCAAUGCUUUGGAGCGAUCCUCCAGUGGCCGUCCUUCAGAGACAAUUUCAUCUGGCGGCAACGUUCGACCGCCAUUAUGCUCGAUGCGAACAGACAGUUCCAUCGCCACGUAUGACGAGAUCAAUCCUCGAGCGCCACCUGGACUCCAGCCAGCGGCACCUACGAGAAACUCGCCUACAUUACUUCCUCCUCAACCUAAUCUUGACAGUGUCUUGACAAUCGGUACCCGACGCUGUGUCCGGUGGACGGAGAACCUAAUUUGGCCUUCACCCACACCUCGACGGAAAGGCUGGUUUAAUCGCAGAGGAGACCAACUGUGGACCAAUGAUGGUCGCUUUAAGUCCCCUGAGCCUGGACUUGAAUAUCCGCCCGACCUUUCUAACUAUCCGGAGCCAAAUAAUGGGUGGAUGAAUGAGGACGGUGUUCGCAUUGACAUGCAACACAGACUGGUCCCGAAAUCGCCGCUUCGCUCUGCGUUGAAACGUCCUAAGUCAACGACACCCUCACCUACCACCUAAGAUAUUCCAUAAGAUAUGACUAUAUGUAUGAAUAUGGUUCAACUAAGUAUGGUUCACCCGAGUAGUGUGAAGCAGGCUUCCGCUACUGAUGUAAACCUCAUUUAGUCGUUUUUACAGAGUUCUUCGCACGCGACAUGUGCUAGUAACACCUAUGUAGAAUACAUCCACGUCCUCAUCCUUGCAUAAUACAUACAUUCGUAUUUAGGCCCUCUCCUUUCCUUCGAA
Molecule: messenger RNA, 2047 nt
Organism: Somion occarium
Lineage: Eukaryota; Fungi; Basidiomycota; Agaricomycetes; Polyporales; Cerrenaceae
Source: the annotation of a GenBank genome assembly